UAUGAACUCAACAAAACUCAUCACAUUUCAAUUUCAACACCAAAAGAAUUAAAGAAGAGAGAAAUAAAUAUGGGGAAAGUGUCAAUAAUGAUGAUGGUUUUAGUUGUUUUAUGUUUAGUUGGGGAUGUUUUAUGUAAGUCCAAAAAACCGCACAAGUCUACAAGUACUGAAUUUGAUUUUUUCUACUUCGUGCAGCAGUGGCCAGGAGCAUAUUGUGAUGCAAAAGGGAGGAAAUGUUGUUUCCCAGGUAGCGGGAAGCCAACAACAGAUUUCUCAAUCCAUGGACUUUGGCCUAAUUACAACGAUGGUAGUUACCCAUCCAAUUGUGAUAGUAGUAACCCUUUUGAUGAAUCUCAGAUAGACGAGUUGGAGAGCAAGCUAGAAACAGAUUGGCCAUCACUAGCAUGCCCAAACGUAGGACCCAAGUUUUGGGCACAUGAGUGGAACAAACAUGGGACUUGUUCAUCCUUUUCAAGCCAACAAGAGUACUUCCAAGCAGGACUAGACCUCAAAGAAAAAACUAACCUUCUUCAAGCCCUCAAGGAUGCCAACAUUGAGCCUAACGACGAGUUCUAUAACGUCGAGGACAUGAAGGAAGCCAUGAAGGAGAAGAUCGGAUUCUAUCCAUGGAUUGAAUGCAACCGUGAUUCCGAAGGAAAUAGCCAGCUUUACCAGGUCUAUAUUUGUGUACAUGCUAAUGGUAAGGACCUUAUCAAAUGUCCCGUGCUUCCUCGUGGAAAUUGUGCUUCUAGAGUACAAUUUCCUAAAUUUUAAGGCACCUAAUUUGUAUGUGUGAUUAUUUAGGGCCUUGGUAAUUCCUCGAAUUUGGUGAAUUGUUUUCUCACCAAUUCAAACAUUUGUAACUUCUUAUUGCUUUUUUAAUUCAACGAUUCAUAUUGUGAAAUGAAAAUUUUACCACUACACCAAA
This is a messenger RNA of Spinacia oleracea (spinach), 928 nucleotides long. RefSeq names its product ribonuclease 1. The record is from RefSeq and is a predicted model, not a curated record. Gene Ontology annotation, biological process: RNA catabolic process. Gene Ontology annotation, molecular function: RNA binding; ribonuclease T2 activity. The transcript has 3 exons. NCBI's taxonomy places the organism in Eukaryota, Viridiplantae, Streptophyta, Magnoliopsida, Caryophyllales, Amaranthaceae. Gene Ontology annotation, cellular component: extracellular region. The coding region runs from base 70 to 774 and encodes 234 amino acids.